This is a messenger RNA of Funneliformis geosporum, 1965 nucleotides long. The record is from the annotation of a GenBank genome assembly. NCBI's taxonomy places the organism in Eukaryota, Fungi, Glomeromycota, Glomeromycetes, Glomerales, Glomeraceae.
AUGAAUGCACUCGUAGUAAAGAAGGGUUACAUUUCGGUGAAGGAAGAUGGUUUAAGGGCUUGGAUAUGGUCGAAGAGAUGGUUAUUACUCAGAGAACAAACACUUACUUUUCAUCGUAACGAGAAUACGUAUCAAGCCGUUGCUCUAAUUUUCCUUAAAGAGAUUAUAAACGUUUCUCGGACAGAUUUAAAACCUUACUGUUUUGAAAUUCAAACAAAAGACAAGACAUAUUACCUUUCUUGCAAAAAUGACGAAGAAUUGUAUUCCUGGAUGGAUGAAAUUUAUACGCGAUCACCUUUAAGCGGCGUAUCCAACCCUACAAAUUUUUCGCAUAAUAUACAUGUUGGAUUUGAUCCAGUUAGUGGGAUGUUUACAGGAAUGCCUGAACAAUGGACUAAACUUUUGACAGCUUCAGCUAUCACUCAAGAAGAUUAUGAAAAAAAUCCUCAAGCAGUUUUAGAUGUAUUGGAAUUCUAUACAGAAAAUCAAAAGAGAGAGAGGGAAUACGAAGAUGGUAUAUUAGGUCACAUUCCAGGUUUCCCUGCACAACCUGAUGAUAAAUGGGCUGACCUAUUACCGAAAAAAAAUAAUGUGCCUGCAAAGAACCAAUUAUUUCCUAAUCCUAAUGGUAACGGAUAUGAUAUGAAUAAAAUUUCACCUGGUGGGGUCACUGGAAUGGGUAAUAACAGUAUGAAUGGAAGACAAAUGGUCCAACCAAACAACAUGAGCAAUAAUUCCAUAGGUGGUAGAAAUGAUAUUGCAGAUUCUUCUCGCAAAAUGUAUUAUGAAGAUACUCGACCUGAUAUUCCACCAAAUCGCCCUCCAAUUACCCCAAGGCCUCCAAAUACGCUGAGUGCAAAUAAUAUACGUCCACCAACAAAUUCCGGACCCGCUCCAUCAAUUGCCUCAUCCACAUAUAAUCAGCAACCUUCUCAACCAAUGAUGUCAUCAACACCCCAACGUAUUCCUGAAAAGUAUUCAUCUUCACAAAAUUAUCAACAACAACAACCACCACCGCAAAUCCCUCAACCACUAAAGAAGUCUGCACCAGAAAGAAGGAUUAGCACAAUGACAGAAGCACAGAUUAUGGAAAAAUUGAGAUCAGUGGUUUCGCCAGGUGAUCCAACUAUAAUCUAUAGUAAAAUUAAGAAAGUUGGUCAAGGUGCUUCCGGUUCUGUAUAUGUUGCUAAGUCCCUCACGACAAGCGCUAAAGUUGCCAUUAAACAGAUGGAUCUUUCGCAUCAACCUCGAAAGGAGCUCAUUGUUAAUGAAAUUCUCGUAAUGAAAGAAUCGCAGCAUCCAAAUAUUGUUAAUUACCUUGAUUCUUUCUUAGUAAAAAGCAAUGAACUUUGGGUAGUUAUGGAAUAUAUGGAAGGUGGAGCAUUAACGGAUGUUAUUGACAAUAAUACUCUUGAAGAAGAUCAAAUUGCGGCUAUAUGCUUUGAGACAUGUAAGGGACUCCAACACCUUCACGGACAAAAUAUUAUUCACCGUGAUAUUAAAAGCGACAAUGUUCUGCUGGAUGCAUAUGGUCACGUAAAAAUUACCGAUUUUGGUUUUUGUGCCAAAUUGACCGAUCAAAAAAAUAAACGUGCAACAAUGGUUGGAACUCCUUAUUGGAUGGCGCCUGAAGUAGUAAAACAAAAAGAAUAUGGUGCCAAAGUAGAUAUUUGGUCACUUGGAAUUAUGGCAAUUGAAAUGAUAGAAAACGAACCACCCUACUUAGAUGAAGAACCUCUUAAAGCUUUAUAUUUAAUUGCCACGAAUGGCACCCCAACAUUGAAAAAGCCAGAAAAAUUAUCUCGAGAGCUCAAGAGUUUCUUAGCUGUAUGUUUGUGUGUAGAUGUUAAAAGCAGGGCAACUGCUUUGGAACUUUUAGAACAUGAAUUUUUGAAGAAAGCUUGUCCGUUAUCAGACCUUGCUCCUUUGCUUAAAUUCAAGACCGCGAAGGAUGGAAGAUCAUAA